This is a messenger RNA of Pyricularia oryzae 70-15, 3909 nucleotides long. RefSeq lists its product as uncharacterized. Gene Ontology annotation, cellular component: nucleus. The record is from RefSeq and is a predicted model, not a curated record. Lineage: Eukaryota; Fungi; Ascomycota; Sordariomycetes; Magnaporthales; Pyriculariaceae. The coding region runs from base 971 to 3259 and encodes 762 amino acids. The transcript is spliced from 7 exons.
UGGCUGGGCCGGGUAUCAGAAAGGCGGCGUUCGAAUUUGAGAAAAAAAAAAAAAAACUGCGGCGUGUCGACUUCUUCCCCCAACCUCCAUCCUCCUCUGCUUUUGCCCACGAGUUUUCCCCAAAACCCGGGAAAUCCGCCCACCGCCCUAUCCUUCUUUUCGUUCCAUCCCCGGUCCCCAUAUUGUUUUGCUGCUCGAUGUUUUUCCCAGCCAACACGUCCGCAACCCACCGAAGAUUGGCGUUCGACCGACUACGAUAAGAGAGCUGUCUGGUGCGCAGCAGGAGCUGGAGCAGGGCGCCCGCGUGGAUCGUAGCAGAACCCACCCAGCAGCAGCCAGCCAAGCAUUCGUGGGAGUGUUGAGUGCAGUCACUCGCUACAUACCCGUGGCGGAACUUUUUUUUUUGUCUACCACACCAACCUUGAUUUGAUUGACGCGGUCACAAAUUAAACCAGCUGAUACAGCGACUACCAACGAACUCGUCGCAAGUUGGCAAUUUCAACUGCAACCCCCCGACUGAAUAGCACCACUUGUCCUCGGGUUUCUUGCGACCCUGAGAAUAACUGUGGAUAUUCCGCGACGCGGUGAAGCCCGAGUCACUUUGCUAGUCAUUGCCGCACUGUACCGUAUCAUUGCACACCACUCACGCAUCAAUCUCGUCUUCACUAGCGCUUCGAUUUGCAGCAAUUUCAUACCUGUUAACUACAUACAUCGAAACUCAUUCAACAACUUGUCGACCGCCUCCCAACCACGCCACAUUUCACCUGGCCACUUUUGCUUUUUGACUUUUUGAAAAUUCCGGUUGCUUGACACAAACGCGCACCGCCCCCCGUACGCAACUUUUUCGCGACUUACCAACGCGAUUCUUCGCUUGCAUCCAACCGAGAACACACAUUGGCCUCACGACAAUUAUUCUUUCUGCGAUCACAAAAAUCAAACUGCGCAGACACAGUCUGCUGCAUUUUUCACGAUGAACAACAUGGGGAAUAUGAACGCCAUGGGAGGCAUCGGUGGCCCCGGCGUUCCCCCUGGACCUCAGCAACCACCACAGCAAGGCACCGACAAUCGCCACGCAGUAUACCUGAACACAUAUAUCUACGACUAUCUGUUGCGCAAUGAAAUGUACGAUGCCGCUAGGGGCGUAUUGAAAAGUGGCCAACCCAUCAAUGUUGAACAAGAUCGCGAGAAUGGGCUCGGCGGCGACUCUAUGGAUACCGACUCCAAAGACGAUGUCAAUAGCAAGAAGCCCGAAGACCUCCCCGCGCCCAUACUUGGUUCCGCGACACCCGACAUCAGCUUCUUGUACGAGUGGUUCUCGAUGUUUUGGGACUUGCUGAACGCCUCCAAGGGCAAAUACGCACCGGCCCAGGUCAGCCAAUACAUUACACAUACGCAGAACCAUACACGGAUGAGACAGCAGACUCAACAAGAGAUGUUGCGGGGCAUGCGACCCGACAUGGCUGCUCAGCAGCAGCAGUUUCUGAUGAUGAACAGGCCAAAUGGAAACAUGAACAUGAUGAACAAGAACCAGAGCUUACAUCGUGGUGCCAUCGCCAACACCCAGAACCAAAUGCAGAUGCUCGCUCAACAAAAGCAAGGCCAGAUGCAACGCGAUCCUUCGGACAUGGACGGUAACCGCCAAAGACCCAGCUCCCCUAGUUCAGCUGACAAUGCUCCAUCACCCUCGAAGCGGGUGCGUCUCGACGGCGGCCCUGGGUUCAACCCGGGCCAACCCGGAAUGAUGCCGAAUGGUCGUCCUGGCGCACCAGGAAUGCCCAAUCAACAGACGUAUGCGCAGAACCUACAGCAGCACCACGGCAACCAAAUGCCUAACAAGCCCAUGCCUGGCCCCAACGCCCCCCAGGGUCAAGGCUCGCCGAUGGUUGCCUCUGGCCCCGACGGCACACAGCUCAAUGCAUUCUACAAUGCUCAAGAACCGAUGGGUGCCGCACCCAACGGCGGAAUGCGUCCCGGCGUCCCAGCCACUCAGAACGGAAGCAACCAUGCUCUUCAAGACUACCAGAUGCAGCUCAUGUUGCUAGAGCAACAGAACAAGAAGCGACUGAUGAUGGCCCGGCAAGAACAGGACGGCAUUCAAGGACAAGGUAUGGCUCGGGCCGAUGGUCCUGGCGGUCCCGGUCCUGCCGGUGGCCCCGGCGGUCCCGCAGGCGCACCGAACGGACCCCAGUUCCAAGGGGCUUCUCCCCAGGGCGCGAGGCCCGGUGCUUCUCCGAACCCGAGCGAGCAGAUGAAGCGCGCCGCUGGGCAGAUGAACAAUGGUAGCAUGGGAUCACCUCUUCCGGAAGGCGCUCAAAACCGCGAGUCCCCGAACAACCCGAUGAACUUCAUGGGUACGAAUAUGGAUCCCAACGGCGCACCGCACUUCUUCAAAGGUAUUAACAACGGCAUGGAUGCAAACAUGGCAGCCGCGCAGAUGAAUGGAGGCAUGAACCGGCCCCCUAGCUCGCACCCGGGCCAACAGCCCUUCAGCCAGAUGAAUCCUCAGCAGCAGGCCAUGAUGCGUCAACAGCAGAUGCAACAGCAGCAGCAGGGUGGUCCCAAUGGCCAGCCCAUGCCCGGGCAAUGGCAAGGUGGACCUAACGGUCAGAUGCCCGGUGGUCCUCAGGGCGGCCCGCAACAGGGACCUGUCCACGGAACGCCCCAGCAAAGGGCGAUGCCCCCGCCUUCGGCACCCACGGCCGCAGCAAACAGCAACGCGAAUCAGAGGAACACUACAGCAUCCCCGCAGGUUUCCAACGCCGCGCCGCCUACGCCAUCACAAGCUAACAAGGCAGCCCCCAAGAAGAAGGAUACCAAAGCUAAAGACAAGAAGAAGUCCAAUGCAAACCUGAAUGCCGCCGGGGGUGCUACACCCGCGGCCGACGGAGGAAACGACGGCGAGGCUCCUACCCCGGCAACUCCCAUGACGCCGAUGGCUGCCUCACAGCAAAACUUCAACAAGCCUGGGCCUGCCGCAGGGGGUGCUCCACCGCAGCAGAUGCCUAAUGGUCAACCUCCCGCCGCUGCCCCUACAGCGGCACCAGUCGCUCCUCAGCAACACAACGACCCCAACCAGUUUAACAUGGAGGGAGGCGGAAUGGACUUCAACUUGGACUUCGCUAACCCAUUGGCCUCGGGCGACGUACUUAACGAUUUCGACUUUGACUCUUUCCUGCACGAUAACGUGGAAGACACCGGAUUCGGCUUCGACGGCCCCGGCCUCAACUUCGAGGGCACCAACGAAAUUGGCGCCGACUAGAAAACCCCAAUUUGUUCUACAUGUGGUUUGUAGAGCGAAUGGGGCUGUAUAUCAGAGCACAUUCGACCAGUCAUCACAAAUCUCAUCAUACCCUUUUUAUUACUCUAGUCGUCUCAUCAGCUUGUUAGCAACUCAUGGUGUUGCGCUGUCAUUGAUAUCCGGCGUUUCACUGGGUUCGUCUUUCUGGAUUUUGUAUUCUUGUUUCUUUUAUCUCUUCCUGUUUCUUGCAUGACUUUUUUCCUGGCCGUCAUUUCCGUCUACAUCAUCUGCACGGAUUUCGUAUCGUUCGUACGGUACCAAGGAUCAUUGCGACUACUUGCGAGAGGCCUAUUGCACUUAUUUUGAGGGAAAAAAAUCAAGUCGGGGGAAAGGAGGGGGAGGUUUAGUUCCCGGUGUCUCGGUCGCUUCUUGUUGGAACGGGUCUGAUCUUGAAUGAUCAGACUCAACAUACACAAACACUCCUGCACACAUAAAAACACCACUGGGCGAUUGUGGACUUGGCUUGCUUUACUGCUUAUUAUCACUCGAGAUAUGUAGGGAAGAUCUCACUGUCCUCAAUUCUUUUUUCUCUCUUUUUUUUUUUUUUUUUCUGGCUGGUCUUCCUUUGUUUAUAUUACGAUCCUGGUCAACGUCGCCGAAAUAAUCCCAAC